This is a messenger RNA of Bipolaris victoriae FI3, 1524 nucleotides long. RefSeq lists its product as hypothetical. The coding region runs from base 1 to 1524 and encodes 507 amino acids. The record is from RefSeq and is a predicted model, not a curated record. NCBI's taxonomy places the organism in Eukaryota, Fungi, Ascomycota, Dothideomycetes, Pleosporales, Pleosporaceae. The transcript is spliced from 6 exons. Gene Ontology annotation, molecular function: iron ion binding; monooxygenase activity; heme binding.
AUGUCCCUACUCUCCCACGUACCCGACACGGCGGUACUCGUCUCGGCGGCCCUGGCUGCCCUGCUCGCCUAUGUCGUGGCCGCCCUGACGUACAACAUCUACCUGCACCCACUCGCCAGCUUCCCCGGUCCGCCUCUAGCUGGCGCCACCGUCUACUGGAAGGCCUACGUCGAAUGCAUCGCAAACCGAUCUUUUUGCCACUACCUAGUCGACCUGCAUGCUCGCUACGGCAACGUCGUUCGUGUCGGCCCCAAUGAGCUCCACUUUGCCAACCCCCAAGCCUACCAUGACAUCUACAACAACAAGAACCGCUGGGACAAGGAAUCCCGUCUCUACAAGAGCUUCAACGAGGACAGGUCUAGCUUUGGCUUCCUCACCUAUGCCGAGGCCAAGGACCGCAAGCACGUUCUAAACCCCUCCUUCUCUCAAGCCGCCAUUCGCAGUGCAGAGAGCCUAUGUGUCGACAAGAUCAAAGCUCUGUGUGCCGCCUUUGAGCGCCAAGCCAGAGCUUCCAAGCCCACUGACCUCUUCUACGCUUUCCGCUGCAUGAGUGUCGAUGUCAUCACCACUCUAUGCUUUGGCAAUCCCAUUCAUGCCGUCGAUGCCCCAGACUUCAACGCGCCCAUUGUAGUAGCCCUCGACGCGUCAACUCCCGUAGCCCUUUACUUCAAGUAUUCUGAUCUCUUCAAAAACUUCAUUUUGAAAUGUCCUCCGAAGAUAUCCAGGAUUCUCAGCCCCUUGACGGCGGGCUUGAUCGACCUCAACCAGCUACUCCUGCAGCAGAUCGACGACCUAACCAAUGAUCCGGAAAAACUCAAACUUCUUCCGCACAACAUGACCAUCUUCCACCGUUUAAUGGACCCCGAAGCCCAUCGUGACAAAAAGGUUCCCUCUGCCGAUAGUUUAUAUGAGGAGACGCAAGCACUCAUGUUUGGUGGUGCAGAUACGACCGGAAAUACUCUCAUGGUUGGCUCUUUCCAUUUGCUAAAGGACUCCACUAAAUUGCAAAAACUUAAGACGGAACUUCUGGAACAUUGGCCUUCUCUCCAGGAUGGUGAGCCUAAGCUAAAAGACUUAGAAGACUUGCCAUACCUGAAUGCCGUCAUCAAGGAAUCGCUGAGGCUCUCGUCCGGCGUUACUGCUGGCCUACUGCGGGUGGUACCUGCAACUGGCGCAACCAUAGCGGGAAAGGUCGUGCCACCAGGCACUAUUGUGUCAUGUGGUAGCACCUUUGUCCAUUACAAUGCAGACAUAUUCCCCGAACCAGACAAGUUUGUUCCUGAACGCUGGCUUGAGACACCCGAGCUGGACAACUGGCUGGUCGCUUUCUCGCGUGGUCCGCGAAUGUGCUUGGGUAUCAACCUUGCAUGGGCCGAACUGCGCCUAACAUUCGCCCACGUCUUUCGCAAGUUCGAAAUGACUGUCCCAAAGCAACUCCCAGAAACGCUCCUAUGGCGGGAUGUCUUUUUGCCAUAUUACUAUGGCGAACACUUACAGGUCAAUAUGCGCCCCGUAGACGCGUAG